AUGUCGACCUCGAUCCCGAUCUACGCCAACUUGCUCCCGCCUUCCUGGAAGACCAAGAUCGCGGAAUGGCUCAAGGAGGACUGCCCUUCUUUCGACUGGGGAGGAUUCGUUGUGGGAGAGGACAACAAGCGAGCCACGCUGUUCUGCAAGAGCGAAGGCAUCCUCGCCGGAGUGCCCUUCUUCGAUGAAGUGUUCAAGCAGCUCGACUGCCGGGUCACCUGGAACUACAAGGAGGGUGAGUGGUUGAAGUCGACCACAGCAGGAGGAAAAGUCAAGAUCGCAGUGGCCACCGUGGAAGGUCCCUCGCGCAAGAUCCUGUUGGGCGAGAGGGUGGCGCUGAACACGUUGGCUAGGUGUUCUGGAAUUGCUACUGCGUCGGGCAAGUUCUUGCAGAAGGCGAGGCAGGCUGGCUACGAGGGCAUCGUGGCGGGUACGAGAAAGACGACUCCGGGAUUCCGAGAUGUGGAGAAGUACGGCAUGCUCGUCGGCGGCGUCGACAUGCACAGGUACGAUCUGAGCAGCAUGGUCAUGCUGAAGGACAACCAUAUCUGGUCGACGGGCUCGGUGACCAACGCGGUGCACGCGGCAAGGUCGGUGUGUGGCUUUUCGCUGCGCAUUGAUGUCGAAGUGCAGAGCUACGACGAAGCGGUUGAAGCAAUCCAGGCCGGCGCGGACGUGGUCAUGCUCGAUAACAUGGACGGCGAGAUGCUCAUCAGUAACGCGAAGCGCUUGAAGGACGAGUUCGCAAGAAAGCACAAGUUUUUGCUCGAGAGCAGCGGAGGAAUCGAUAUUGACAACGUCGAGCAGGGCGGUCACGUUGAUAACUCCAUUGAUAUCAUCUCGACGAGUUCGAUCCAUCAGUCGACGAAGCACGUGGAUUUCUCGCUCAAGAUUGAUCCCUCCUCGUAG
Messenger RNA from Sporisorium graminicola, 909 nucleotides. RefSeq lists its product as uncharacterized. The coding region runs from base 1 to 909 and encodes 302 amino acids. Gene Ontology annotation, biological process: quinolinate catabolic process; NAD+ biosynthetic process. Gene Ontology annotation, molecular function: nicotinate-nucleotide diphosphorylase (carboxylating) activity. Gene Ontology annotation, cellular component: cytoplasm. NCBI's taxonomy places the organism in Eukaryota, Fungi, Basidiomycota, Ustilaginomycetes, Ustilaginales, Ustilaginaceae. The transcript has 2 exons. The record is from RefSeq and is a predicted model, not a curated record.